Messenger RNA from Taeniopygia guttata (zebra finch), 738 nucleotides. Its product is annotated as uroplakin-3b-like. NCBI's taxonomy places the organism in Eukaryota, Metazoa, Chordata, Aves, Passeriformes, Estrildidae. Gene Ontology annotation, cellular component: membrane. The record is from RefSeq and is a predicted model, not a curated record.
AUGGCACUGCUGGGCAAGGUCACCGCCACCACCUUCGCGCUGGAGAGGCCCUGCUGCGUCUUCGACGGCCAUGCUGAAGCCUCCGACGCCGUCUGGCUGGUGGUGGCCUUUGCCAACGCAUCAGCCACUUUCCGAAACCCCCCAUCCCGGGCGGACGUGCCCCUGUACCAUCAGCUGCCCACUGCCCACUCCUACAUGACUCUGGAGACGGCGGCGGCGGCGUUUUCCUGCGGGGCAGCGAGCCCGGCCGUGCUGCGGGUCGGGAGCGACACGGCGUGCGGGGAGCAGGCCAGAGAGGACCCCUGCAAUGGGCCCCUGCCCUCCCCGGGACCCUACAGGGUGAAGUUCCUGCUGAUGGGCUGCAGCGGCCCCAAAGCGGAGACGCGGUGGUCGGAGCCCAUCCUCCUGCGCACAGCCGUCAGCCCGAGCACCAUCGAGCCCGUGCCCACUCGCCCUGGCAGUGCCGUGGUGGUCAUCACCUCCAUCCUGGCCAGCCUGGGGGCCGUGCUGGCCACCGCCGUGCUCGGAGCCCUGGGUGCCAAGGUGUGGGGCUCCGUGUGCCACCGGGGCUUGGGGACCGACUCCUUCAUCCGCAGAUCCUACCGGACCCACCACAUCCCCCCGGGCCUGCCCCAGCCCCUGCCCCCCGGCUGCGGGUCUGUCUCCUCCUGGUCUUUGGCCAUGCAGGGCAGGGCUGGGCAGGUGGGCGACCUCAAAACCCACGAGGCCCUGGUUUGA